Chrysemys picta bellii (western painted turtle) is the source of this 3109-nucleotide messenger RNA. The record is from RefSeq and is a predicted model, not a curated record. NCBI's taxonomy places the organism in Eukaryota, Metazoa, Chordata, Testudines, Emydidae.
UCACGUAUUCCUGACAUGAUAGCAAUUCAGAAUACAGAGAGAUACAAAAUAUUGUGUUCUUUUUUUAUGAAGGGAACUACAGGAUUUGAAGCACAAAUUGACAAGUGCUUGGAACUUGCAGAAUAUCUAUAUAAUAAAAUAAAGAACAGAGAAGGCUAUGAAAUGGUGUUUGAUGGAAAGCCUCAGCACACAAAUGUCUGCUUCUGGUACGUACCUCCCAGUUUGCGCAGCAUGGAGGACAACGAAGAAAGAAUGAACUGCCUUCUAAAGGUGGCCCCAGUGAUAAAAGCCAGAAUGAUGGAAUAUGGAACUACUAUGGUCAGCUAUCAACCACUGGGAGACAAAGUGAACUUCUUCCGUAUGGUCAUCUCAAACCCAGCAGCUUCUCAUCAAGACAUUGAUUUCCUGAUUGAGGAAAUAGAACGUCUGGGACAAGAUUUAUAAUAAUCUGGUCUGCCAGUCUGGUCCAGAACCUCUAGGUAGACAAUUAAGUUGUCACAAACUGUGCGAAUGUAUUUGUAGUUUGUUCCAAAGUAAAUCUAUUUCUAUAUUGUGGCGUCAACGUAGAGUACAGUUUAAAAUCAAGAAACAUGCUCCUUUUAAAAUCCUCUCUUGAGUUUUAGAAUACCUCUUUAAUAAUUAGAUACACAAAAGGCUGCAUUCAAACAAAUAAGAAAUAACAGAAGAUACUUGCAAUUUCCCCCCAAAUUUUAAUACAGUUAGUAAAUAAUGUUUUAGGUUAAAAGUAAUCAGAUUGAGUGGUGCCAAAUUUGCCCCAAAUGGUGACAAAAUCAAAUGGGGGUGGGGGGCAGUAAGAUAUAUAAAGUAAAGGAACUGUAUGUUUAAAAGUGAAAAUAUUUUGCCUUUUUCUUAGAUUUAGAACAGAAUUUCUAAUUUACCUAUAGCAACAUUUCAAAUGUAUUUAAAUACAUAUAAUUUUAAAAAAGGAAUAUAUAUAUAUUAAAAUAUCCUAUUUUGUAAACUAUAGAUUUUUAUUUUAUAUGGGUUAUAAAAAUGCAGGGGCAGAAACUGAAAACUAAACAAGAUUUUUUUUCUUUUAAUAGAGGUGCAUCAAAUAUCUACAAAGAUUAUUUUGAACCAUAAGCCCACAUAAAUUCUUUAAAAGGUUCAAUGCCUCAUUUCUAUAUGUCACAUGGAUUGUACAUCUCUAGAGUUAAGUAUUGCAAAACCUCACAAGUACUGCAGCUCUUAAAAACUCUUAAUAAGAACUACUACAUACAACAAUAGGAUGCUAUUAUUCCUAAAUAUAUUUCCUAUGUGGCCUAACCUAAGCAAAUGGACAAUCAAUAUACAGUCCUAACCAAGACUGAACUAAGGUUAUAUUUGUGUGGUUUCUUUGUUCUACUUUUAAACAGCCUAUCAAAAAGGGCCACACUUUACACUAAAUACUUGUGUCAUAAGCAUCUUUGCAAACAGUAAUUUAUUCAUUAGAGAUAAAAAUAAAUUGAAAACUAGGAUUGACUAGAAUUCGCUAAGACCCAGAUCCUACUACAUCUCACAGGAGCAAUGCUAAUUGGAUGAAUAAGGACUUUUGUAUAUGUAAAGGUCUCAGAAUAGGGUCCUAAGUCAGAUGCUCAUGUCAUGGUGGAACCUGAGUUUUCCACAUGACAACAGUUUUUCUAAACAUCCCCAUUCCCAGCACUGGGAUAGAGCUGCUGGAAACUCAGAAUUUCAGUUUCACGGGAACGUUCAAAAAUGUUUGUUCUAAUUCAGAACAACAACAAUGUUUGCAAUUUCCCACAAAAUGGAAAUUCUGAAAAUUUUCAUUCUCAACUUUUUUUUCAUUUGCCUGAAAUUUUGUAGAACUCAAUACAACUUUGUGAAAAAUUUCAGUUUAGUCAAAACACUUUUUUCAAAAAGUGUUUUGAUUAAAUCUACUAACCAGCUCUACAUUGAGUUUGUCUGAUUGAAAUUGCUAUUAGAAUGCUUUGAGAUAUGCCUAGAUACUCAUAGCACAGUCAUUGUAGAGUCAUCCAGACCCAUUUAGAAAUCAUGGGUGCAAAAUCCUGCAUAACUGAUAUGUUGAGUCAUUCUUCAACACUAGGGGAGGCAUGGAAGUGGAAACUGAGCUUCAACCUCCUCUUCCUCAAAAUCUGGAAGAGCUUGGAUCAGGACUUAAUGGCUCAGACUUGUUUCUAUUUAUAACCCUAGUUAAGUUUUGGUUGUAGCUUUGACUGGAAUCUACAUGGCCACUUUCAUUUGUAAAGCAAGAUUGCUUUACUCGCUCUAAAAUACUUGAAGAAAACUAGUGCAGAGUGGUUUAAUUUGACCUAAAAUACAUAAAUGGGGUAUUGAUUCGGUGUAAUGUCAUGAGGAUGUGACAUGAGAAGAGGAAAUAAAUUGUGUCUGUAGUUGUGUUGCCUUUAUUAUAUUGAUAGUACUGUUUGUCACCUCAGAUUGAGGCCGUGCAUUUUAGAUUUAAACUGUACAGUGUUGCAAAUCAACAUGUGUUACUGAAUAAGCUUGUACAAUAUAUUAUUGAUAUGUCUUUCUUUGUGUGGUAGUACUAUUGACUCUUGGUAUUGUAAGAGCUGCAUUCACACACAAGUCCCUAUACUAUAUCUUUGCUCAGUACUAUCCUCUCCUGAUCAGCUUGAGAGAAGAACAUUCCCCUCACCCCAGUAGUGACCCACUACGACCUACAAUGCAUAAUGUUUCAAUUAAAGCUUUAGAGCAGAUACCAAUUCUGCCAAUGAGGACUAAAGCAACCUUAUCCAAACAGGUCACAAAAUUACCAACUGUAGUCACUGAAACACUGAGCAGCCGAACAAAUUCUGUUCUUGUUUGUAGCAGAGAAAAUGGGGACGAAGAACUAAGUGUAAAAAAUAGUACAGGGACAAUGGUGAAGGUGAGCAGUAGCCUGGUUACAUCUUGCAUGUGCAAUUCUGUUUUCAAAUGCUAAGUACAAACACUGUAUUUAUUAGUUCUAUGUGCCAAUCCAAGAUAUACAUUCAGUGUUUCAUGAGGACACCAGCAUUUUUCCAUGUUACUGCCAGAAAGAACUACAUGGCAACCUCUUCUUCUUGUGUUUGACCAAAGUAUUUUCUCUGUGUUGUUGAUCUAAACCCAAAUAAAAGUGUAAAAUGUG